This is a messenger RNA of Hippopotamus amphibius kiboko, 765 nucleotides long. RefSeq names its product membrane integral NOTCH2 associated receptor 2 (gene MINAR2). The transcript is spliced from 4 exons. The record is from RefSeq and is a predicted model, not a curated record. Lineage: Eukaryota; Metazoa; Chordata; Mammalia; Artiodactyla; Hippopotamidae. Bases 1 to 759 code for a protein of 252 amino acids.
AUGCUUAUUUCUCAUUAUGAAAGUUUCAGGUUCCCUAAAAUUGGGGUCUCUCUUCUGCAAUACAGUUCACCGCAUGUGCAGGUACCGCCUGGCUCUCUUCGUGUCACCAUGUGGAAAUUGGGGCUCAGAGAACCAGUGCCAGAAAAUGCUGAUUCUCUGGCUACUACUGUUGCUGUGAAGGGAGACAUGGAUCUCUCUGUUUUGCCAAAUAACAACCAUCCUGACAAAUUCCUGCAGCUUGAUGUGACGUCUUUCAUGAGGAGCUCAGCCCUUCUUCAGGCCAGCCUGGUGAGGUUUCCGGGAGGGAACCACCCUGCUGCGCAACACUGGCAGAACCUCGUCUACUCACAGAGAGAGAAGAAGAAUAUUACUGCUCAACGAAUGAGGGGAUCCAGUGCGGAGGGUGCUGUGGCCGCAGAGAGCCCUCCACCAUCCCUGUCAUCAGUUCUGAAGAAUAACCCACUAUAUGGUGAUGUGAGUUUGGAGGAAGCUAUGGAAGAAAGAAAAAAGAAUCCUUCGUGGACCGUUGAGGAAUAUGACAAGCGUUCCCUGCAUACAAACCUCUCUGGGCAUCUGAAGGAAAAUCCUAAUGACCUACGGUUUUGGUUGGGAGACAUGUACACACCCGGUUUUGAUACCUUACUGAAAAAGGAAGAAGAACAAGAGAAGCAUUCAAAAUACUGUCGUAUAGGUCUGAUUUUGCUCCUUGUUGCCUGCAUCUUGGUUUCCAUAGUGACUGUUAGCACUUUUUUCACCUAAAGAAAC